AUGGUCAUUAUUGGCAAAGAUUAUUGCAACAAAAAUGCCCAGAAGAGAUUGCAGUUGGUUUUUAGAGCCACAUACUUUGUAGUUUCUUUAUCCAAGAAAGCAGCUUCUACGAGUGCCCUAGUUUUUCGCCCUAUCUUGCAACGUACUGAAUCCUAUGUUGCGAUCGAUAUUGAUCCCAGUAAUAGUCAUCAUCUUGAUCAUGAACCCUUUCUCGAUGUUGACAAAAGCGUACUUGCUGACUUGGUUAAAGACAAAAACUUUGAUGAUCUGAGCAAAUAUGGCGGAACCAAGAAACUUGCAGCAAUCCUUGAAACUGAUGAAAAGAAUGGUAUUUCUGGAGACCAGGGCAGCAUUCAGAAAAGGGUUGACGAGUAUGGUUCCAAUACUUACAAGAAGGCGCCAGUUAAAGGCUUUAUGAGUUUCCUUGUAGAAGCCUUUAAAGAUUCCACAAUUAUCAUACUUCUUUUGUGUGCGGCUCUAUCUCUUAGCUUUGGAAUCAAGCAGCAUGGCCUAAAAGAAGGGUGGUACGAUGGAGGAAGUAUACUUGUUGCUGUUGUGCUGGUUCUUGCAGUCUCUGCCAUCAGCAACUUCAAACAGAGCAGGCAAUUCUUGCAGCUUUCUAACGAGAAUAGUAACAUUGAGGUGGAAGUUGUGAGAGAUGGGCGGAGGCAACACACAUCAAUCUUCCAUGUUGUUGUGGGGGAUAUUGUGUUCUUGAAGACUGGAGACCAUAUUCCUGCUGAUGGUUUGUUCUUGGAUGGCCAUUCAAUGAAGGUUGAUGAAUCUAGCAUGACUGGAGAAAGCGACCAGAUUGAGAUCGAUGAGACCGAGAACCCUUUUUUGCUGUCAGGUACGAAGGUCAUGGAUGGCUAUGGGCACAUGCUUGUUACAUCUGUAGGCAUGAAAACCACAUGGGGUCAGAUGAUGAGUUCGAUAACUCAGAACGUGAAUGAACAUACACCGUUACAGGCCCGGCUAAACAAGCUGACAUCUUAUAUUGGAAAAGUAGGAUUAUUCGUGGCUUUCCUCGUUCUAAUGGUUCUGAUGAUACGUUACUUUACAGGACAUACUUUUGAUGAAAGUGGGAAAAAAGAGUUUAUUAAAGGCCAGACCAAUGCCAAUCACAUCAUGAAUGCUACUGUUCGUAUCAUUGCCUCAGCAGUAACAAUUGUUGUAGUUGCAAUUCCAGAGGGUUUGCCACUGGCUGUGACACUAACCCUCGCUUACUCAAUGAAAAGAAUGAUGGCUGAUCAUUCCCUGGUCCGGAGGUUAUCUGCUUGUGAAACAAUGGGUUCUGCCACAACCAUCUGCACCGACAAGACUGGCACUCUCACACUGAACCAGAUGCAGGUCACUGAAUUUUGGUUAGGCAAGGAGUCAUGGAAGGAAAAAGAAUCACUAGAAAUCAGCCCAGAUGUUACUGAAUUGAUAAAACAAGGUGUUGGCUUAAAUACUACAGGAGAAGUACAUGUAUCACCCACUUCUGUUUAUCCAGAAAUUUCUGGUAGCCCAACUGAGUCAGCUCUCCUUUCCUGGGCCAUCUCCGACAUGCAAAUGAACAUCCAGCAAGUGAAGCAUGCAAACGAAAUUGUCCAUGUAGAACCUUUCAAUUCUGCGAAAAAAAGGAGCGGGAUGUUGGUGAGGAGCAAUAGUAGUACAAGGACAACUCAUGUGCACUGGAAGGGAGCAGCAGAGAUGAUUUUGGCUAUGUGUUCAAAUUAUUAUGUCAGAAGUGGUAUGCUCAUAGAUAUUGAUGGCGAAGAGAAAAAGCAACUUGAAACAAUAAUCCAGGGCAUGGCAGGCAGAAGCCUACGUUGCAUUGCUUUUGCAUGCAAAAGGCUUACAGAAGAAAGUCAACUAAAAUGUCAACAUCUUCCAGAUACUGGACUGACAUUGUUAGGGUUUGUGGGUUUGAAGGACCCUUGUCGACCAGAAGUCAAAGCUGCUGUAGAAUCUUGCAGAAAAGCUGGAGUUAGCAUCAAAAUGAUUACUGGAGACAACAUUUUCACAGCCCGGUCAAUAGCAUUGGAUUGUGGAAUUCUCAAAUCCAACGAAGAUCUGAACAAUGCAAUAGUUGAAGGUGCAACAUUCAGAAAUUACUCACCAGAAGAAAGAAUGGAAAAAAUUGAUGGCAUUUUGGUAAUGGCAAGAUCAACCCCCUUUGACAAGCUUCUGAUGGUACAAUGUUUGAAGCAGAAAGGCCAGGUGGUAGCAGUCACAGGUGAUGGAACCAACGAUGCCCCUGCACUGAAAGAAGCAGAUAUUGGACUGUCUAUGGGAAUACAAGGCACCGAGGUGGCAAAGGAAAGCUCGGAUAUUGUGAUCUUGGAUGACAAUUUCAAUUCCGUAGUAACAGUACUGAAGUGGGGCAGAUGUGUAUAUUACAAUAUCCAAAAGUUUAUCCAGUUUCAACUCACAGUGAAUGUUGCAGCCCUGGUUAUCAACUUCGUAGCUGCAAUAUCAUCAGGUGAAGUCCCACUCACAGCUAUCCAGCUUCUUUGGGUGAAUCUCAUAAUGGAUACACUAGGGGCAUUGGCUUUGGCAACUGAACAACCCACUGAUGACCUCAUGGAUAAAAAACCUGUAGGUCGAAGUGAACCCCUUAUAACCAAUAUCAUGUGGAGAAAUCUCAUGGCUCAGGCUCUUUAUCAGGUAACUGUCUUAUUGGUGCUACAGUUUAGAGGAAGCUCAAUCUUUGGUGUGAACAAGAAGGUUAAGGACACCAUCAUUUUCAAUAGCUUUGUUCUCUGCCAAUUUUUCAAUGAAUUCAAUGCAAGAAAGCUGGAGAGGAAGAACAUAUUUGAAGGAAUACAGAAGAACAAACUAUUCAUUGGCAUAGUAGGAAUUACAGUGGUUCUUCAAGUGAUUAUGGUGGAGUUCUUGCAGAGGUUUGCGAACACUAAGAGACUGAACUGGGAACAAUGGCUUGCAUGCAUUACGAUUGCUGCAUUAUCAUGGCCAAUUGGCUGGCUAGUGAAAUGCAUCCCUGUUAGCAGAGAAUACCUUUCUUCUCACUUUAAUUUGGGGUAGACCUGCUGAUUG
Coffea eugenioides is the source of this 3042-nucleotide messenger RNA. Its product is annotated as calcium-transporting ATPase 12, plasma membrane-type-like. The coding region runs from base 1 to 3030 and encodes 1009 amino acids. Gene Ontology annotation, cellular component: membrane; intracellular membrane-bounded organelle. Gene Ontology annotation, molecular function: ATP binding; P-type calcium transporter activity; ATP hydrolysis activity. Lineage: Eukaryota; Viridiplantae; Streptophyta; Magnoliopsida; Gentianales; Rubiaceae. The transcript has a single exon. Gene Ontology annotation, biological process: calcium ion transmembrane transport. The record is from RefSeq and is a predicted model, not a curated record.